Molecule: messenger RNA, 795 nt
Organism: Hibiscus syriacus
Lineage: Eukaryota; Viridiplantae; Streptophyta; Magnoliopsida; Malvales; Malvaceae
Product: ethylene-responsive transcription factor ERF117-like
Exons: 1
Coding region: 1-795 (264 amino acids)
Biological process (GO): regulation of DNA-templated transcription
Molecular function (GO): DNA-binding transcription factor activity; DNA binding
Source: RefSeq, a predicted model, not a curated record
AUGAAGCGGAGUUCGAGUUUUCCCAGGAAGGUUCGAGUAAUAUACAGUGAUCCUUACGCUACGGAUUCAUCAACCGACGGCGACGACGAUCAGACGAUGAACAAGACAAAGACUCGAAUUCAGGGUAUCAAGCGACGUGUCAAGGAGAUUACGUAUUCAUUUGAUCCCUUCUAUUCAUCCGAAAACGAUAGCAAACGACGUCGAAAAUCUUGCACCAUGGCCACAGGUGUUCGACGAAGGCCGUGGGGCAAGUUCGCUGCGGAAAUCAGAGAUCCAUUCAACAAGAAACGUCAAUGGCUCGGCACUUACUGCACCAUGGAGGAAGCUUCCGCUGCUUAUCAGGCCAGGAAACGCGAGUUCGAGAUAAUGGCGGCCGAGGAGAAUAAGAACACUCCGUUGAUUCUGUUGUCGCCUUCAUCGGUGCUCGAUGUUUUGGUCAAUGCCAUCGAAGACAACGAGAAUGAAACAAUGGAAGAUCAGUACGUAUUGAAUAAAGCCGUGAAAGAGUACAAAUUUGUCCAAGAAAGGAAAAUUACUGUUGACGAAGUAGUAUCCGUUACAGAUUUGUGGAAUGACGAGGCAUCAGUCAUGGAGUCAUGGGAACCUCCAUCGGCUUCGGAUACAUGGGAUGAGCUCUUCGGACGAUGGGAUCUCGACACUCAUACUUCUAACCAUCAUGACGAUCUGUCAUCGACCAACAACGUCGUCGACUGCCGGCCGGAGAAUACUAAGUUGAUUGAUUUGCCUGACAUGAAAAUGGACAAUGGGGAUAUGGGUUGGGUGGAUGACUUUUAA